AACAUUACAUUCAAAAAAAAAAAUGACGAUGACGGCGAUAAUCUCCCAUCUUCCAAUGGAGUUGUUAGAUGAGAUAAUCUCUAAACUUUCAUCAUCAUCUACGAGAGCAGUGAGAUUAACUUGCAAAAAUUGGGACUCUUUAUUCAAAAAUCGAGGCCUUAUGAAAGAAGAAGCAGCAGCAAAGGAAGGAGAGUCUCGGAUGAUCGUGUUGAUGGAUAACAAUCUGUGUUCAGUGAGCAUCUUCUUCAAUGGAAUUGACAUUGAUCCAUCUGCAGAGCAAAAAGGUAAACUUACUUGCCUAUACGAUGAUUCAGAACAAGUCAAGAUAUCUCAAGUCUUUCACUGCGAGGGUUUGUUACUAUGCGUCAUCAAAGACGAUAAGGGUAGUCUUGUUGUUUGGAAUCCGUAUUUGGGACAAACAAGGUGGAUCGAACCCAGAUAUUUUUUCCGAAUACCCGAUAGAUAUGACAGGUACAUGUACGCUCUUGGAUACAAUAAUAAGAGUCGCAGCCACAAAAUCUUGAGGUUUAUAGAUGGUCGUCAAUUCGAUUGCCGGUAUGAAAUCUACGAUUUUGACUUUAAUUUAUGGACGACUCUUGACGUUACUCCACACUGGUGUUUAAAUUAUUGCCGUGGUUUUCGUAACUAUGGUGUUACUCUCAAGGGUAACACUUACUGGUGUGCUAUAAGAAGGAACUCAAACGCUUUGCGUGUUGAUCACAUAAUCUGUUUUGAUUUUACAAGUGAGAGAUUCGGUCCGCUUAUGUAUUUGCCGUUUAUUAGAGAUAGGUGUGCAAGCCUUGUGACUCUAUCUUGUGUUAGAGAAGAGAAGCUUGCGGUUUUAUUUUGUUACUAUGAUACUGUUGAGGUAUGGAUUACGACUAAGAUUGAGGCCGAAAAGAUGUCGUGGAGCAAGUUCUUGACAGUGAAAAUGUAUGUUGACCUUCUGGAUUCACAUGCAGCAGGGAGUUUUUUCAUUGACGAGCUGAAGAAAGUUGCUAUGAUUUUUGAUAGACCGAUGCAUCAUCGCGACACAGUUCACAUCGUGGGAGAGGCUGGAUACGUUAAAGAAGUGGAUCUAGGAGAACCUGAUGACAAAUACUUUUUCCCACUUGUGUGCUCUUAUGUUCCAAGUUUAGUACAAAUCAAGAAACCUGCAGGAGGCCAAAGGAAACAACAAAGCAGUUUAGAAAAACGUCGAUGUGAUCAAAACAUAUCGAGACUUAUCGCACAUGAAGAGUUAGUCAAGGAGAGAUAGAUAUAUAUAUAUGACUUAUGAGCCAUCAAAAGGAAAAACCUAGAUGAUUAGU
Molecule: messenger RNA, 1310 nt
Organism: Arabidopsis lyrata subsp. lyrata
Lineage: Eukaryota; Viridiplantae; Streptophyta; Magnoliopsida; Brassicales; Brassicaceae
Product: putative F-box protein At3g22421
Exons: 1
Coding region: 23-1258 (411 amino acids)
Molecular function (GO): protein binding
Source: RefSeq, a predicted model, not a curated record